This is a messenger RNA of Arachis ipaensis, 1264 nucleotides long. The record is from RefSeq and is a predicted model, not a curated record. Lineage: Eukaryota; Viridiplantae; Streptophyta; Magnoliopsida; Fabales; Fabaceae.
UUUCCAUUAAAAAAAAGAAGAAAAAAAAAAAAAAGAAAACUAAAUAACUAAAAAGGUCCCAACAUGCAACCUGAGCAUUACUUCUCGGAGAAGUCCUCGUUCCCCGUUGCCGUCGAUGAGGACGACAAAGCCACCGAGUUCCGUCCGCUCUCGGCAGCGCGGCCACACAUGCUUACCUUCCACCUGGCAUGGCUGAACCUCUUCUCCUGCUUCUUCUCCACCUUUUCCAUUCCCCCACUCCUUCCGAUCAUCCGUGAAGACCUCAAACUCACCGCCGCGGAAAUAGGCGCCGCUGGCACCGCCUCCUUUGCGGGCUCCAUCUUCUCCCGCCUCCUCAUGGGACCCACCUGUGACCUCGUCGGCCCCCGCAUAGCCUCUGGCACGCUCUCCCUCCUCACCGCCCCAAUCAUCCUCGCUACCUCCCUGGCCUCCACACCCACCUCCUUCAUCGCCGUCCGCUUCCUCGUCGGUUUCUGCCUCGCUAAUUUUGUCUCCAGCCAGUUCUGGAUGAGCUCCAUGUUCUCCGGCAACGUCGUCGGCCUCGCCAACGGCGUUGUCGCAGGCUGGGCCAACGUCGGCUCUGGCGUGACCCAACUCGUCAUGCCCGUCGUCUACUCCCUCUUCAUCUCACUAUUCAACCUCCCUUCCUCCACCGCAUGGCGCUUAUCAUUCAUAAUCCCGGCAAUUUUCCAAGCCACCACCGGAACCUUGGUUUUGUUAUACGGUCAAGAUCUCCCUUCUAGUAACCACAACACCAAGAGAGGUACUAAUCGAAAGGAGAGUGUAUUUGUUGUUGUGGUGCGUGGGUUGUCGAAUUACAGAGGAUGGGUUCUGGGACUGCUGUAUGCGUCGUCGUUUGGGAUGGAGCUUACAAUGGACAACAUAAUAGCGGAGUAUUUCUAUGACAGGUUCGGGGUGAAUGUUCAGACGGCGGGGACCAUAGCGGCGUGUUUUGGGAUGGCGAAUGUGUUUUCGAGGCCAAUGGGUGGAGUGAUGUCUGACAGGAUGGGAAAGAGGUUCGGGAUGAGAGGGAGGCUUUGGGGGGUGUGGGCGGUUCAGACGGUGGCCGGUUUGCUGUGUGUGUUGCUAGGCCGAGUUGACUCGCUUUGGAGCUCGGUGCUUGUUAUGUGCUGCUUUUCAGUGUUUGUUCAAGCCGCUUCUGGCCUCAUCUUUGGCGUGGUUCCUUUCGUUUCCAAGAGGUUAGCUGCUAUAUUCUCGCUUCAUCAAAUUUAUUUUUUUGUUUUUCAAUUGAAUCUUUAAGUUG